Messenger RNA from Amaranthus tricolor (Joseph's coat), 1429 nucleotides. RefSeq names its product peptidyl-prolyl cis-trans isomerase CYP19-4-like. NCBI's taxonomy places the organism in Eukaryota, Viridiplantae, Streptophyta, Magnoliopsida, Caryophyllales, Amaranthaceae. The coding region runs from base 125 to 856 and encodes 243 amino acids. Gene Ontology annotation, molecular function: peptidyl-prolyl cis-trans isomerase activity. Gene Ontology annotation, biological process: protein peptidyl-prolyl isomerization; protein folding. Gene Ontology annotation, cellular component: intracellular membrane-bounded organelle. The transcript is spliced from 8 exons. The record is from RefSeq and is a predicted model, not a curated record.
AAUUUUCCACCCAAAAAAAAAAGUGGAAAACAAAAAUGAAAUGAUCUCCAAAACACCAUAUUAAAAAGAAUCAGUUAAGGAGAAGAUCUAGUAAGGUAAAAAAAAAAAAAAAAAAAUCAAAACAAUGGCGAUUGCGAAUAAGCGAAUUAUAUUACCUGCAUUACUAUGGCUCCUGGCUCUCUUCGGAUUCUUACUUCUAAUUCUGAAUCAUUUAAGUGAUCCUGGAUCAUCCCCAGUGGAGAAAGUUAGUGAUCCACAUGUAAUUAGUAAGGAUCAAGGGAGGGAUUAUGAGGAGAAGUUAUCGUCGUCGGAUGAUGGAAUGAAACAAGUGACUCACAAGGUUUUCUUUGAUGUAGAGAUUGAUGGGAAGCCUGCUGGAAGAAUCAUAAUGGGCCUCUUUGGAAAAUCAGUUCCCCGAACUGUAGAGAACUUUCGAGCACUAUGCACGGGUGAGAAAGGAACAGGAAACAGCGGGAAACCUCUGCAUUAUAAAGGAAGCAAAUUUCACCGGAUCAUCCCAAGCUUUAUGAUUCAGGGGGGUGAUUUCACUGUCGGUGAUGGCCGUGGUGGAGAGUCUAUAUAUGGCGAGAGGUUUGCAGACGAGAACUUCAAAAUGAAGCAUACCGGUCCAGGAAUUCUCUCGAUGGCAAAUGCUGGACCAGAUACCAACGGGUCACAGUUCUUUAUUACAACUGUUAAAACAAGCUGGUUGGAUGGGAAACAUGUCGUGUUUGGUGAAGUCUUGUCAGGAAUGGACGUUGUCCACAAGAUUGAGGCGCGAGGAACGAACAAAGGGAUACCAAGCAGCAAAGUUGUCAUAGCGAAUUCAGGGGAGAUAGCGUCCUCAGGACUUUAAAAGGCAUUGCAAUUUGCACUUCUUCCGAUCCAUUCUACCCAGACGUGACACCUCUGGACUUACGCAAUAUAGCAGAUUAUACUUUUUUCGUUGAUCCAACAAAUAUAGUAGCCUCUUGUUAAAUGUCGAUAUUUUUUGUUGAAAUCUCGGCAUAACUUGCCCAGUUUAUAUAUCACCAACUUUCUACUGCAGUAAAGUAGAAAUCUGCACUUAAAUGUUUCCAUUGUCAUCGUCAUAGUUAGUAUUUCCCGGUGGCUGAAGCUGUAAACAUCGUUUGGAAUGGUUUGGAUGACGGCAAGUUAUACCCUUAUCCAAGGAGGAUCCAUGAUAUUACAUGAAAGUUAUCGGAUUCUCCAGUUGCUUCGCCAUAAUUAAACUUAUUAAACCUUAAUGAACUUAUUAGAUUUGAAAUUGAGUUUUAGAAAGCAAUGAAAUAGAAGUUCAUAAAAACAAUCAGUAUGGUGUUGCUGGAGACACUCGAAUUAUCAAUAAUGCUUAGUUCGGUUAAAAUAGUCAGAUUUUAUAUUUAGAUUAAAGUUUAUUAUUUUAUUCUUAUCACUGUAUAAUAUUUAU